GAUGACAGGUUGGGUCAAUAACACAUAACACUAGUGGUCUAUAGGAAGUUAACCCAAGUGGUGGUGAAGAUUCAGCGAAACGCGCUUGUCGCGCUCUACUGGGUGUGCGCGUGUGGAUGCUGCUGGUAUGCGGGAACACAUGUGCCACGAGCAGUGUAUUUCCUUUCUGCUCUUCGUACUAUAAACAUGUCCGUGCCUACAAACGGAAAUCCGCGUGAAAGACGAAGAUGCUACACUAUCUUCUGGAGACUUUUCCCGCACGUUUUCUUGAUUUUGUCUCUCAUCGCGUAUGCCGCGUUGGGAGCUGUGGUGUUUUGGAAAAUUGAAGGAGGAAGAGAAUUGACUGACCAACAGGAAUACAGGGAAUUCGUCUUGAAAUUAAUGGCUCAAGCAAACGCAUCAGCCGUUGACAGGGUGCUAAGGGAGGAGCUGAAAGCUAUCUGGCUUCAGCAUCCAGACAACUGGUCGUUUUAUGGAUCUCUUUUCUUCUGCUGCACUGUAUUCACAACAGUGGGCUAUGGAGAGAUCUAUCCUGUCACUUUGCCCGGCAAGGUGAUCUGUAUCCUCUACGCCAUGGUGGGCAUCCCGCUCAUGCUGCUGGUCAUCACAGACGUGGGCGACGUCUUGGCACGCCUCUUGUCACAGGGCUACCACCACCUGCACAAACUGGUGAGGCUCCUGCGUCGGCGGCUGUGGGCAAGGCGCAAGGGGACGCCGACCGACGGCACGUACACCUUCAGCCACACGGUGGUGGUGCGCGAGCCGCUGGACAUCAGGCAGGUGCUCCGCACGCAGGCCUCGGUCAAGCGCAAGUCCGUGCGGCUGUUCAACAACCAGAAGAUCUUCGAGCAGCUGAUCGCGCGUGAGAAGCUGGGCCAUGUCGUCCCGCUGCUGCGCAGCCACUCUUGCCCUGAGCUGAACCGCGCGCCGACAACCAACUACGCCCUCUGGGACCUGGACGGCAUCGGCACCGACAUGGACCAGUUCAACGUGCCCAUGCUCCUCAUCCUGCUGGUGGUGUUCGCCUACAUCCUCUUCGGCGGCCUGGUGCUCCCCCUGUGGGAGACGGAGCUCAAGAUCUUCGACGCGUUCUACUUCUGCUUCAUCACGCUGACCACCAUCGGCUUCGGCGACAUUGUGCCCUCGCACCCCAAGUAUUUCAUGCUCACGUUCGUCUUCAUCAUCAGUGGCAUGGCCAUUAUGUCCAUGGCCUUUAAGCUGGGCCAGUCCAGCAUCAUCAGCUGCUACCGGCGCUGCAUGCGCUGCAUCAGCCGCGGACGGGUCAAGUAUGAGGUUAUGCAUGACUGACAGAUGACGGGACAGAGAGAGACAGCUGCCUAGUCGCCGGAAGGAGCGGAGACUGAACGAGGUGGGAUUCAGGAAUUAGUUUGAGAGGGGUCUGAUUUCCUUAUUGAGAAGGAUAGACAGCAGAAGCUAACAGUCUGUCAUGUUUGUCCAGCGGAGAUUCAGAGUGGUUUGGAAUAGGCCAUAGGACCAAAGGUUUCCAAGCAGAAUUGGACAGCCUUGACUAAGUGUGACUUCCUGAAAGGCUUUAGUGGAUGUUGUGGCUUAGGUAGUGUUAGCAUGAAUAAUUUAACAUGAGCAUGAAGCUGAAUGAAUAUGUAUGUUAUUUUGUACAGUGUGGCAAUCAUAAUAUGGAUGUUCAAUGGUAAUUUAUGGUAAUGCCCACUGGAAUUUUGCAUAAAGAGUUCUACUGUAUAGCAAUUUCCAAAAUAUACAGAACAAAGCAUAUCUACAGCGUACUUGCAUUGUUGGUGCUUUCCUGGAGUUUUAUGGCUACCAAUGAUAUACUCUGUACAAUGUGUUAAACAGGAUGGAAAUGGAUGGAUUUUUGCUUACAUUUUCUACAAACUGCUCUAUUUCAUUGACCAGAGUAAGAGUGUUUAGAUGGACCUUAAGUGACCUUAAGUGUUUAAUAACUCAGCUGUUCGAUAGUUUAUAUUAGAGAUGUCUUUGCCGCAUUAAUGGUCCCUCAAAGUCUUUCAUGAUCCCAUCCACUGCAAGUGUUUUUGUGGUAUGGAAUGCCAAGUCAAAGAUAGAUAGAUAGAUAGAUAGAUAGAUACUACCAGGGGAAAUUCAAGAAAAGACGUAGAAACAAAACACAAAGACACGGAGCUACUAAGCAGGCUGCCACUCUUGCCGGCGCCGGAACCGGAAACCCCCC
Molecule: messenger RNA, 2185 nt
Organism: Alosa sapidissima (American shad)
Lineage: Eukaryota; Metazoa; Chordata; Actinopteri; Clupeiformes; Clupeidae
Gene: kcnk18
Product: potassium channel, subfamily K, member 18
Exons: 3
Coding region: 187-1308 (373 amino acids)
Biological process (GO): stabilization of membrane potential; potassium ion transmembrane transport
Cellular component (GO): membrane
Molecular function (GO): potassium ion leak channel activity
Source: RefSeq, a predicted model, not a curated record